AUGGCAAGCGUGCCUGGCUUAAAGAGGCGACUGGUUUGCGGCUUCAUCCUGGUAGUCCUCGGCUUUGUAACGGUCAAUUUCUGGGAUGACCCAGGUACGGGGGGUCGGGCCGCGCCUCCAUUCUUGGGAGCACUCUGUGGACUCUUCCUUGGGGUCCUUCACUUUCCUGGAAGUGGGUUCACCAGAGGAACUUCCCGGAAAUGUAAAGUGAUAGUCUGCACGCUCAUUGUCAUGCUCACAGUUAUUGCUGGGACUUACCCGUGGCAUCAGAUACCAGCAAUUGGCGGAAAGUUGGGAGAGCAAUCCGACGUGUGGCGCAAGCGCUGGGUGAUGCUCUUUGCUUGCGGCUUCCUCGCAGCGAUAUGUGUGAUCUGCAUGUUGAAGCCGCACCCACCCUCCACUUAUGCACAUGAUGCGAAAUGGUGUACCUUUGGCCUUUGGCUGUGUAUGAUGGUGUAUCCGCUCUAUUACGUACGCAAAGGGCACAAGUACACGAAAGCGGGCGACUUCUUCGUUGCAUUAACACUCAGCAUGGAGUCCGUCGUGCUCGGCUGGAUCGUCUGCAUAUUCCAAGCUCGAAUGGUGGGCAUGAAGUCUAGACACACAUCAGGUAAGCUCAGUUCUCAACUAUGGAUAGUGCUGAUGCGCGGCGCUUUUUUAUCGUUGGCCCUCUCGAUUGCAGUGAAUCGCGCGAUGGGAAAAGAUUCGCAGGAAGGUUUGAUCAUGCGUAUAAUCGUCCAGACAAUGUUCCUCAGCAUGUGGGCUUGGUAUACCUUCGAUGUUUGCAGGAGCUUUUGGCGGGCAUUGCGUCUGCUGCAGAUCGAGGCUGGACGUGUGAGAGGGCCUCCCAGAAGGCAAGCCUUUUGGGCUGCAAAAAUUGUCUGUGUGGAGCUAUUGCUAUGCAUGCUCCUGGGCUCCACAACUUUUUUCACCUGGUUUCUCAUCACCAUCCUCAAGUACGUCCAGCUUGUGAACCAUGAUGCCUACAAAGAAUUCCUCUCAUCAACAUGGGGAAUCGGCCUGAGUGCCAUGCGCCGAUUUGAUGUCGGCAUCAACUCGCUGUCACUGGCGCUGUUGUCUGGCAUCCUCUGGCAGGAUGAGCCCCCUACAGAUGUCGACGCGGAGACCAGAUCACGUUCGCAAUCACGAGGGCUGUCAUCCAUGUCAGCCAAUCUGGCCGUUGAUGAUCAGGCAGUCUACGUGGCUGUCGUGCGACAGCUGGCACGACGCGGCUUCCGCUUGGGCUCCCUCCUGGACUUCUGGCAACAGCUCCUAGAGGGGGACGAGUACAUGCCACGUUUCGAUCCCC
Messenger RNA from Symbiodinium pilosum, 1309 nucleotides. The record is from the annotation of a GenBank genome assembly. NCBI's taxonomy places the organism in Eukaryota, Dinophyceae, Suessiales, Symbiodiniaceae.